AUGGCAAAGCUUACAAUCUUGUUCAUCGUCGUCUCAUCGUUCGCUGUCAUUACAAAUGCAAAUAUUUUCAAUGGAAGCUGCGAACCAAUUGUUAAUGAAGAUAUUUGUGUGGAUCAAAGCUAUUUUGAGUAUCUUACGGAACCGAAAUCUUUCCAAGUAAUUGGGCAUAUGGAGUUUGAUAAAAGACAAGGAGUCACAAUGUUCUACUCGUAUCUCAAGACAAACUUAAUUGCAACAAUUUCAAGUUACAAUGGCAUUCACUUUUCGAUUAAUUGUUUUAAAAUUCCAUACAAAAUUAAAUAUCAGAAAUUCAUGGAUUUUCAGCUUAAGAUACCAAAAUGCAAUGACGUUUAUUCUUUAUUCAUGCAAAUGCGCAACUUGAACUUUAAUUUCAACAGACAUGUGAACAAGGAACCAAUUGUUAUAUCAACGUUCAAGAUUGACAAAUAUCUAUCGUUUUGGGGAUGUAGACCAAUGGACGGAAAAUCUGUAGUUGACAGAGCAGCAUGGAUCUUAAUGGAUAAUGGAAAUAAUAUUGAAUAUGACAGUGAAAAAUUGAAAGUUUAUUUGGAUGAUUUCCUUGACAAAUUAAGAACAAAAAUCAAUGAAACAAGAAUAAAAAUAAGUAGCAACUCUUUCACUGUCUACAAUAUAUCAGACAAGUAUACUUCAUGUCAUAGUUCAUUUGACGAAAAAGCAGUCUAUAGUGAAAUUAAAAAAGAUUUUCCUUCAAAGCAAAUUAAACAGUCAAACCUGAAGAUAGACGAAUCAAUGAAAUUAAAGUUUGGAUAUAUGAUUCUUAUGUUUUUGGGUCAUUUCAUUUUUAUGUUGGUGUUCUUUGCAAUUGGAUAUCAGGUAGUUAUAAGAUGUUACAAGGAAUAG
Messenger RNA from Chironomus riparius, 882 nucleotides. Lineage: Eukaryota; Metazoa; Arthropoda; Insecta; Diptera; Chironomidae. The record is from the annotation of a GenBank genome assembly.